UUCAUUUACUCGCCCUCAUGUCAUUCCAAAACUGUAUGAACUUUUUUCUUCUGUGGAACUAAAAGAAGAAUAUCGAACUGCCAGUAACCGUUUUGGUCGCCACUGAUUAAUUUGUAUGGACAUAAACAUCUGUUAUGUUCCAUAGAAGAAAGUCCUAUAGUUUCAGAACACCAUGAUGGUCAGUAAUUAUCAGAAUUCACAUUUCUGAGUUUAAAUAUCACUUAUAAUCUUAUAUUAAUAAUAAUUACACAUAUUAACCCCUUUUAAGAGCUCUUGUCGGCGUCACAAGUUUAUAGACGCCGGUUAUAGUAAGGGGGAAGACCACUUAUAUAUGACAAGUAGUCUUUGUAAACUUGUUUAAUCUGCCAUCAUUUCUUCACUCUCAUCUUCUUAUGCAGAGAUUUGGCGGACUUUUCAUACGCAUGUUGCUUAAUAUAUUAGGCCUGUUCAACAAAGUUCCGACUGUAUUCCAGCAGCCCGUUAGACUGACUGACUGUAACGGCGCGCAGGGAGAGGAGCGCAAUUUGAUGACGCUCCCUCCAAAUCCCCGAGUUUUAUUCGAAGCAGCGGUGGACAGGACGCGCCUGCGCCUCAGCGCUCACCGUCUCUGGCUGCAUCCCCUCCUCACUCCGCUGCCUCUCUCUCCACACUGACUGUCCAGUCACUCCAGCACCGAGCAACAGGGAGUGUGUGCUUCUGAUUUAAGCUAUCAAGAACUUCAUCUCCAUCGCUCCUCAUCCGCUUCUUCAUCUGUCGUCCGCUGCCCUUUAGCGACCAACCGGCCACAGUAACCAUCUGCCAUGGAGAGGAAGCGGCCUGGCAUGCCAUCAGGAGCACGAAUGCCUCAUCAGGGGGCCCCGAUGGGGCCUCCAGGACCACCGUAUGGAGGGAACACCGCUGUCCGGCCUGGACUUACGAAUCAGAACAUGGAGGCCAGUCGUAAACGUCCCGCUCCUUCACAGCAGCAGAUGCAACAGCAGCAGCAGGCAGUACAGAAUCGAAACAGGAAGAAGCCUGUGGGAUUUCCUGGACCAAAUGAGAUGCCAGGGAGGCAGAUGGACAUGAGAGAGGCCCAAUCAGAUCCCACACUCGGAUCAAAUGCCAAGAGGAGGAAGAUGGCUGAUAAGAUCCUUCCACAAAGGAUUCGUGAGCUUGUUCCAGAGUCACAGGCGUAUAUGGAUCUGUUGGCAUUCGAGCGCAAAUUAGACCAGACCAUAAUGCGCAAACGGGUGGACAUCCAAGAGGCACUUAAGAGACCCAUGAAGCAAAAGCGAAAACUGCGUCUCUACAUCUCCAACACGUUUAACCCUGCCAAGCCUGAUGCAGAGGACUCCGAAGGCAGCAUUGCAUCCUGGGAGCUGCGUGUGGAGGGCAAACUGCUGGAUGAUCCAGGCAAGAUGAAGAGGAAGUUCUCCUCUUUCUUCAAGAGUCUGGUGAUUGAGCUUGACAAAGACCUUUACGGCCCUGAUAACCAUUUGGUUGAGUGGCAUCGUACCCCAACCACUCAGGAGACAGACGGUUUCCAGGUGAAGAGGCCUGGAGAUGUUAACGUGCGCUGCACCCUGCUGUUAAUGCUGGAUUACCAGCCACCUCAGUUUAAGCUGGAUCCACGUCUGGCUCGUCUGCUCGGCAUACACACACAGACUCGCUCCAGUAUCAUUCAGGCCCUCUGGCAGUAUGUCAAAACCAACAAACUGCAGGACUCGCAUGACAAGGAGUACAUCAACUGUGACAAGUACUUCCAACAGAUCUUCGACUGUCCACGCCUGAAGUUCUCUGAAAUCCCACAGCGCCUCACCAACCUUCUACUGCCUCCCGACCCUAUCGUCAUCAACCACAUCAUUAGUGUCGACCCUAAUGAUCAGAAAAAGACGGCCUGCUAUGACAUUGAUGUAGAGGUGGAAGAUCCCCUUAAAGCACAAAUGAGCAGCUUCCUGCUCUCCACAGCUAAUCAGCAAGAGAUCGCCUCUUUGGACAGCAAGAUCCAUGAGACUAUUGAGUCCAUCAAUCAGCUGAAGAUUCAGAGAGAUUUCAUGCUCAGCUUCUCCAGAGAUCCCAAAGGCUACAUUCAGGACUGGCUCAAAUCCCAGAGCAGAGAUCUGAAGCUGAUGACAGAUGUUGUUGGGAACCCAGAGGAAGAGAGGAGAGCAGAGUUUUAUCAUCAGCCUUGGUCUCAGGAGGCUGUCAGCCGUUACUUCUACUGCAAGAUUCAGCAGAGGAGGCAGGAGCUGGAGCAGGCCUUGGCCAUGAGGAACACCUAGAACCCACACCGACCACAUUCAGACAACACGGCUAGUUUGUGACAACACUGCCUCCAUGUGGAGGUCCUUGCAUUAUUGUCUGCAGUGUAUGAGGGUUUGUGUGCGUGUCCAGUCAUCGUUGUUGUCACUGUGACCUACAAUCUACUGUACUGGACCAAUCACACCCUGUUACUCCAACAGCCACUGCAGCUCCAUUAUACAGAAUGUGCAUUUCAGCCAAUCACGGUGCUGUGUCUUCCAUUCCGGGAGGAAAUCAUCUCACAAUGCACUCUUUGGAUUUCUGGUUUUUAAUACCACUCGCAUCCACCAGCAUUUUGAACUUGAUGACUUCAGAGCCGGCUCAGUCCCAUAGACUGUGGAUCCAACAUUGAUUCAGUUGCGAUUCAGCCUUCCUUCCUCUCAAUCAUCAGUUUCUGGUAUUCGCACACAAUUUCCAUGUGGUAAACGUGUGGUUUGGGUGAGGUAUUGAUGACUUCUCUAAUGUAGUCCAUUUGUUGUAUCAAAUUUUUUCUUGAGAAUUGAUCAAAAAGAUCAUUUUGUAUGUCUAUCAGUGUUGGGAAUCAGUGGAGCCACAAUAAUUAUCUCCGUUAUUUACACUUUUAUUCAGAAGUGUAUUUAUGAAGUACUUGGAGGCAGGCAGCUUUAAAUGAAGCAUCAUUCAGUAUAAACUGAACUGGUAGCUUACAGGGUAUGUCACACACUGCUGUCUGUCCCUGCCACAAUAAUGACAUUUAGCUGCGCUUUUUAAGUAAAUAGUGUAUAUAAACAUUGAAAGAUUGAAUGAGGUUGUUUUAAUCAAGUAUUUAAAAGCUAUUCUGCCUUAUAAAGACAAAACACAGUAACUACACCCACACUUGAGUGAGAAUGAGAAUAUGGCUUUAAAGUUUUUGAUUGAUUUGGUAUCAGUUUUCACACUACUUUCUCUGAAUUAUGUGUAGUUACUGUGUUUUGCCUUUGUAGGUCAGUACUGACAUAGUGACAUAGUCAUUAGUUCACUUUGAAGGAAUUUGAUAGGUCACGGUUUUUGAGAAGCUGUCACAUAUAUGGAGAAAAUAGGUCAUCCCAGCAUAAUGACGAAAAUUGUUUAGAAAUAUAAUCUGUUUGUUAAGUUGUGACAUAUUGAAUACUGCUUCUGGGUCAAAUCCUGUAUUUUUUUCUUUUCAAGUGUGAAUACUCAGCACUAUUUAUUCAUGUCACACAUUUAAAUUAAGCUACGGUGUAAAGUUUCUGGGCUCUGGACAUAGGUUAGCAUCAUGAUUUUUCAGUAGUGCUGCAGCAUACAAUGAGUGUAUAUUACCACCGUUUUUUGUUUAGUUUGUGUUUUGAGUGUUUGGACCCGGAAGCGGUAACGUCAAACUUAACCAGAUUAGACAGUCAGAUCGGCAGUCAACUUGAUAAAAGUGAAUAUUCUGACAUUUUAUUAUGCUUCACCAAAACCAUGGCUGCAUCCGAAAACUGGAAAAUGCUGCCUUCUGAGGACACAUUUCAAGGAAGUAAGGCAUCAAGGCACGUCCGAAUCCAAUGUUAGCUUCACUUCCUGUCUCAUUAGAUACAUUCCU
Molecule: messenger RNA, 3820 nt
Organism: Megalobrama amblycephala (Wuchang bream)
Lineage: Eukaryota; Metazoa; Chordata; Actinopteri; Cypriniformes; Xenocyprididae
Gene: smarcd3b
Product: SWI/SNF related, matrix associated, actin dependent regulator of chromatin, subfamily d, member 3b
Exons: 14
Coding region: 801-2261 (486 amino acids)
Biological process (GO): regulation of transcription by RNA polymerase II
Cellular component (GO): SWI/SNF complex; nucleus
Source: RefSeq, a predicted model, not a curated record